AUGGCACCAAAAUCACUCAAGCCAUCCAACGCAUCUCCGUCGCCAGCCCACCGCGACCGCUGCCUGAACGCCAUCGCGAACUUCAUCCCCCACUACUUCCUCCCAGAGAGCCGCGAGGACCCAAACUUCACCUACCCACACAACCUCCUCGUCUGCCUCGGCCACCCAGAACCAAAAGCAAUUGUGGUGUUCUGCAGCGCGGCCCAAUUCAAGGGGUACGCCGUCACCAACUCUCCUGCGCUCUCUGGAAAUGGUACCACUGGCGACGGCGCCAAAGCUCAAGACGUCGAAGAAGUUUCGACCGCGGUGUCCCUGAACGGCGUCAAAUAUGACAUCUUGUGGAAAGAGACGCGUGUGCCAAGUGAGGAGUAUGAGCUGGACGAGGAGAGAUUCUGGACGGAGUUGUUUGAUAAGGACGGAAAUGUGAAGGUGAAGCACGUGUUCUUUGCGAAUCUCGAGGAGCUUGAGGAGCAGGAGAGGGUGGCGGGGGAGAAGGCGGUGGCGAGGAAGGAGAAGAAGAAGGCGAAGAAGGAGAGGAGGGCGGCGGAGAAGGGGGAGAAGAAGGUGGAGGAGGAGGAGAAGUGA
Messenger RNA from Cercospora beticola, 585 nucleotides. RefSeq lists its product as uncharacterized. NCBI's taxonomy places the organism in Eukaryota, Fungi, Ascomycota, Dothideomycetes, Mycosphaerellales, Mycosphaerellaceae. The record is from RefSeq and is a predicted model, not a curated record.